This is a messenger RNA of Menidia menidia (Atlantic silverside), 3060 nucleotides long. The record is from the annotation of a GenBank genome assembly. Lineage: Eukaryota; Metazoa; Chordata; Actinopteri; Atheriniformes; Atherinopsidae.
GCGCGGCAAGAGUGGGUAUAAAUCCAGCCUGCGCCUUUACGCACCAGAACCAAAACAAGUUAGAGCCACCUCCGAGGGAUAAGGGGGAAACUACCAGGAGGAUUAGUACACUCCAAAAGGAAUACCGGCCCUUAGAGUCAAAAAGAUUUUUCAGAGAAUUAGCUUUUACUGUGUUUGAGUCUUCUUUAAUUUUGGAUUAUUGCUGCGCACCACGAAUGAAGACAUCCAGUUAGGAAGGAAAACAAACCUCAGGAAGAAAUGGCAAACUUACACUUGAGAUACCUCUUGGCUCUGGCCUUGGUGAACGUUGUUUUGUCCUCCGGCGUGUUUGAGCUGAAGAUUCAUUCAUUCCACACGGCCCAGCGGAUCUGCAGGAGGCACAGAGACUGUCACAUAUUUUUCAGAAUUUGCCUUAAACACCCAGAGGAUGUGAUCUCAGCGGAGCCUCCUUGCACCUUCGGCACCGGACACACGAACGUGAUCAGGGCAGAUCACACGUCGAUCUCUAGCAGUGCUCCCAUCAGGGUGCCCUUUCACUUCAAAUGGCCGGGGACAUUUUCGUUGAUUAUUGAAGCAUGGAACGCAGAAUCACCAACUGAGUACACAGACAACCAAAACAACCUCGUGAGCCGCUUGGCUACACGGAGGAGACUCGCCAUCGGUGAGGACUGGUCCCAGGACGUGCACUUUGGCGAGCAGAGCGAGCUGCGCUACUCCUACCACGUCUUCUGUGACGAGUACUACUUUGGAGAUGGCUGCGCUGACUACUGCAGGCCGAGGGACGACACGCUGGGCCACUACACCUGCGACGAGGAGGGCAACCGCAUCUGUUUGGAGGGAUGGAAAGGAAACUACUGUUCUGAGCGUGAGUGUACAGUACCAAUGAAGUUCCUUUGUGAAAGUCUUCCAGACCCAUUCAGGCUCUCCCUGAAGCAUGGCUACUGCGAGGCCCCGGGGGGCUGUACGUGUCGCAUGGGCUGGCAGGGCCCCUCCUGUAAGCAAUGCGUGCGCUACCCGGGCUGCCUCCACGGAACGUGCAGCCAGCCGUGGCAGUGCAACUGUCAGGAGGGCUGGGGGGGCCUCUUCUGCGACCAGGACCUCAACUACUGCACCAACCACAAGCCCUGCGCCAACGGGGCCACCUGCACCAACACGGGCCAGGGCAGCUACACCUGCACCUGCCGGCCCGGCUUUGGGGGCACCAACUGCGAGCUGGAGACCAACGAGUGCGACAGCAACCCCUGCAAGAAUGGAGGCAGCUGCAACGACCUGGAGAACGACUACUCCUGCACCUGCCCGCAGGGCUUUUACGGCAAGAACUGCGAGAUCAUCGCCAUGACCUGUGCGGACGGGCCCUGUUUCAACGGCGGCACCUGCGUGGAGACGAUGACCGGGGGCUACACCUGCCGCUGCCCCUCCAGCUACACCGGCUCCAACUGCGAGAAGAAGCUGGACCGCUGCAGCAACAAGCCCUGCAUGAACGGUGGCGAGUGUCUGGAUCUGGGCCAGAGUAUCUUGUGCCGCUGUCAGGCGGGUUUCACCGGCGCCAACUGCCAGGUCAACGUGGACGAUUGCGCCUCGAGUCCUUGCCAGAACGCUGGAACCUGCCAAGACGGUGUGAAUGACUACACCUGCUCCUGCACCCUCGGGUACACUGGCAAGAACUGCAGCGUGCGCUCGGACGCCUGCGGCGCGCGGCCCUGCCAGAACGGCGGCACCUGCUUCACACACUUCACCGGACCCGUGUGCCAGUGCCCCAAGGGCUUCAUGGGCCCGAGCUGCGAGUUCACGCUGCAGCCCAGCUUCAAGCCCGCUCUCCGCCAGGCCUCCUCCCAGCCCUCCUCCACCACCCUCACCAUCUCCUGCCUUCUGGCCGUCCUGGUGCUGCUUCUGGUGGCGGCCAUCGUCUUCCUGAGGAGGCGGCGGCGGAUGGAGGGGAGGAAGCAGCUGAGCGACAGCGCGGUCUACAACGACCUGGAGACGGUCAACAACCUGGGGGGAAACGAGAGGGAAGCCUUCCUGGGUCCCAACGGGCUGUUCAAGAUCAGCAACAGCACGGCUCGCCUCAGCCUCUCCCUCUGCCCCGAGGACCGGUCAGCCUACAGGCACAGCCCCCCGGACAGCGGCCUGGCCAGGGCCGAGCGGCAGGACUUCAUGUGGAGGGACGAGGCCAUGCUGGGCUCAGGAGCAGGGCUCAGAUGAAGCCUGGAGAAGAAAAACAAAAACAAAAAAAAAAUGCAAAAGUUCAAACAGGGGAAGAAACAUUUUAGCACUUGCUGCUCCUCUCCCUAGAAACAGAGUUCAAAGAGGAGCAGAAGCAUAAACCGCAGAACUGUCGUUGUAAAAAGCGCAUUUCUGACAAAUGAACAAUUCUGACAGAUGAUUUACGAAGAUUUUUUUUGGAAAAAGUUUAUGGGGCUAUGCUCUCUCAUGUUUAAGACCCAAAGAGACUAAUAACGUGACCCACUGUUCAUAGGACCUACGACACUAACCAAAUACAGGAAGAGACACGAUAGUCAGAUCACCUUUGGAAACCGAGUCCACACAUAUGUUUAUUGGGCUAUUCCCUUACAUAUAUUCACUUUAUUCCUUUUUUUAUAUUACAAAACCUUUUUUUUGCUUUUCAAUCUUCCUUUGGUCAUUAUUUCCUUAUUGUGCGUACCAUCAGUUUUUUAUUCUUUAUAUUAUUUAUUUAUUAUAAACUUGUGUUUAAGGCUUCACUUUGACUGUCACAGAUGUAGAUAUAUAUAUUUAUUUGAUGCUGAAUGAAGGCCGACGCUUGAAGUUGUAAAUGGGCUGUGUGAGAUAUCCCAAAGAUGAUGGUGUGGGGAUAUCAGGAAAUGUGCUUUAUUGCUGAGUCAGCCCUUCCUGUAAUUGAUAUAUAUAAAUGUGCGAUCUAUGACCGAUUAUGUUGCUCUCUCAUGUGCCAUUAUUUUGUUCAUGCCAAAGUUUGAGUUGUGUUACAUCUUUUCAUUCAUAUAAUUUAAGCUCAUCUUGCUGUGGUUGUGAUGUGGAAUAAAAGAUUCACUCUGAUGUGAUUUUGGAUUUAAGCGUCUGUUC